Glarea lozoyensis ATCC 20868 is the source of this 474-nucleotide messenger RNA. RefSeq lists its product as uncharacterized. NCBI's taxonomy places the organism in Eukaryota, Fungi, Ascomycota, Leotiomycetes, Helotiales, Helotiaceae. The transcript has a single exon. Bases 1 to 474 code for a protein of 157 amino acids. The record is from RefSeq and is a predicted model, not a curated record.
AUGGAAAACGUCCAGUGUGAAAAAGAAAGAAAGAUGGGAUAUCUGUACGACGACGACAUGUGUUGUGCCCGACGCGAAGACUGGUCGAGCUCGGGCGAGCAGGGAGGAGAGCAAGUCGAACCUUGGAAUCUUGGAAUUGUGGAGUUCGAUUGGAGGGGCAGGAAGCGUCUUGAACCGUCUUGCUGGGCUGGUGACAAUGGGGUCAAGUCGAAGCGAGGAAAACAGGGGGCAUUCGCGUCCGUCAGGGUCAAGGUGAGGGAAACAUCGGCAAGAACGACGCUUCGGAGGCCUACGAAAGCCACACCAAUUUUGAUCGAUCGUGCUCCUCGCCUUGUCCUGCCUUUUGGGGAUCGUGCUCAGCCGCUAUUCUUAUUGAUCUUGACGUCUAUUUCGCACUUCUGCUGUGACACCUUGACAAUUUCUAUUCUUGCGCUCUUCUUUGCGAAAGAGCCUAUCAUUUACGUAGACUUUUAA